AACCAAAUCAAACUCAAACGGCGCCGCUCAAAACUGUGCCCUGAACCUCGCAGCAGCAAAUGUGCACUCGGGAGAGGAUUAAGCGUAUACAGGCCUAAUUUAUCCUUCACGGGCCUUCCCGAAACCAAAAUGGCCCACAUUAACACGCCUAAGCAAAGCCCGCAUCCUUUCAUCAGAUAGAGAGAAGAUUAAACUUGGGCUCAAUUCUGAAAGAUCUCAAACCAGAAAACAGUACGAAAAUAUCAACGGAUACCAAAAAUCAAGAAAAAAGCAAACCGAACAAGAUCUUGAAAGAGCGAGCUCGAUUUUCGCUCAUCACAGUCUUCCGAAGACAAAAACGAUAAAUGAAAUGAACCCAAUCUGCAACGCGGCAACCACCGCUACCCUCCAACCGCUAAUUCCUCCGCCCCUCCUCCGCCGCACCAACCAACUCCAAUCCUCCCACUCUCACUUCCUCCACACCACUCUCUCUCUAUCCUUCCCUUUAAAACGACACAUUAUCACCCUCAGAUGUCGCGUCAGAGCCUCCGCGUCGGGUUCCGAGAUCGACAUGGUGAAGAACAAGGAAGGCGUGUACGCGCCGAAGCAGAAGAAGGUGGUGAUUCUCUGGGACCUCGACAACAAGCCCCCUCGUGGGCCUCCUUACCAAGCCGCCAUGUCCCUUAAGCGCGUCGCCGAGAAGUUCGGCCACGUCGUCGACGCCUCCGCCUACGCCAACCGCCACGCCUUCGUGCACCUUCCCCAGUGGGUCCUCGACCAGCGCCGCCAGAGGAAGACCCUCGACAUCCUCGAGCGCAAGGGCGUCGCCGUCCCUUCCAUGCCCUACGUCUGCAGCGUCUGCGGCCGCAAGUGCAAGACCAACCUCGACCUCAAGAAGCACUUCAAGCAGCUCCACGAGCGGGAGCGGCAGAAGAAGCUGAACCGGUUGAAAUCCCUGAAGGGGAAGAAACGGCAGCGUUUUAAGGAGCGGCACAUCUCGGGGAACCACAAGUACAACGAGGCGGCGAGGGAUUUGCUGACGCCGAAAGUCGGGUACGGGCUGGCGUCGGAGCUCCGUCGGGCGGGGGUUUUCGUGAAGACGGUGGAGGACAAGCCUCAGGCGGCGGAUUGGGCGCUGAAGCGGCAGAUGCAACACUCGAUGAGCAGAGGGAUCGAUUGGCUGUUUCUGGUCUCCGACGAUUCGGAUUUCUCGGAGAUGUUGAGGAGGGCUAGGAACGCCAAUUUAGGGACGGUGGUCGUCGGGGAUUGGGACAAGGCGCUGGGGCGGCACGCCGACGUGUGGGUACCGUGGAUUGAGGUCGAGAAUGGGAAGAUUACGGAGAGCGAUUUGGUGCCCAAGCGUAGGAGUGGAAGCGAUGAGAUGUUUGGUGAUGAUGGUUUUGAUGAUGUUGGUGAUCUUGAUAGAGUUGUUGAUGAGCUUGUGGUGACGAGCGAUCGCUUAAAUGGCGUGAGGAUUUCGGCGUUUUCGGAAGGGGAAGAGGAAGAAUGGGAGGCAGAGGAAAUGGGUGAAGAAGAGUAUCUGUUUGGGGAUAGUGAUGAUGAGGAAAUGGAAGUGGAAGAUUGGAUUUUUUGACAUGUAAAUGAGAAAGAACUAGCUACAUUGAUAUGGGUUGGAAAAGUGAUGUUGAGGAUGUACAGUUUGAUUGUUUACGAUGGAGAUGAGGGAAUGUUACCCGAAGCAUAUCUCAUUGGAUGGAUGUCGCUGCCGCGAAGUGAGCUUUUUUGGGACUUUCACAAAGCGGACUACUAUCAGUAGCAUCUUCCUGCGAGUCUGCCUAGCUGUUGUCCUUCUCCGGAUUUAUCCGGUGAGGGUGGAAUCAUUUUUAAUUUAUGUGUAUUUUUUAUAAGAAAAAAUAUUAUAACGAAUCAUGAAUCAUGAUUCAAAUCAGAUAAUAAAUCUUUCAAUCAAACGGGAUGUUAGUGAUUCAAAGCCAAUACAAUA
Molecule: messenger RNA, 1942 nt
Organism: Morus notabilis
Lineage: Eukaryota; Viridiplantae; Streptophyta; Magnoliopsida; Rosales; Moraceae
Exons: 2
Coding region: 350-1573 (407 amino acids)
Source: RefSeq, a predicted model, not a curated record